AUGGCCCAGUCCGCAGCAAGGCCGACAAUUGACGAGGUUACCGGCAGUGUAUUCGCCCAGAUCGCCUCGAGGACCUGGAACACCUCGAAGAGUCGCAAGUUCAAUGCUGCGGCCGUCGAAGAAAUCUACUCGGAACUGACUGCAACAGCGUUUGCGCCCAAGUCCUUCUAUAUCCUCGACCAACUGUCUUGUCUGGAGAAGUUCUUGUGGCCGAACUUCAGCGAUGAUGCAUCUGACAAGCAUGCUAUUGUCACUGCAGCACUGAUAGCGAUCAGAGCUACCGAAUGCCUGGAUGUGUGGAAGCAGAUCCUUGAGGAUGCGGAUCAGUUCAGCAUCUUCUUCAGACGAGUCACCUCGUUAAUGAUGCCAACUUCAAGCGACUUCAAGAGUCGGUACUGGUUGUUGACGUUCGUGAUUGCUGCCUUCAGAUCUCUCGACAACGCUACUAUCCGCAAGUCAUGCGCACCACUUGUGUCGGUAUCUGUCCUGCAACUCCUAUCAUCGUCAGAGAAACGAGACGCACACUUCGCAAAAUACCCACAGCAUGCCAAGGCAUGGAGAACAGCGAAGAAGAAACUUGAUUCUGCAGAUGUGGCAGGAAAGGCGCAGUUGCAUUUUGAGAGAAGCUGGUUGAUCAGCGUAUUAUUUGAGUUCUUGCAGCUACUGCAGCAGGGGGACGCGGAGACAGAUGUCGCCCUGUACUGCGAGCGCUUUGUGGAGUUCCUGGUGGAGCUGGCAUCCGUCUUACCAACACGACGUUACCUUAAUGUGGUCUUGGCCGAUGUCCACCUGCUUGUAGCCAUCAAAACAUCUCCACACUACAAAUCUGGUGGGCUGAGCAAGGAUCUGAUAUCUCUGCUUGAUUACUAUGUGCACUUUCCAAUUGAUGACAAUACCGGCAUUGCCCUAACAGCACAAGAGCAGGAGUCUUUGCGUCACGGUAAGCUUCAGGCUCUUCAGCGUGUAGCGUUUCAGAAGUAUCCGGAGUCGCUGAAACUGCUUUCACUUGCGAACUUUGGAGCGCUAAAUACGGAGUCCGAGAUCCUCGAGCACUUCGAGGGUUUGAGUCACGACGAUACCGUUGAACUCUGCUCAUCAUUAGGUUUCCGGACACAGUACCCGGCAAAUGUAAAAAUCAACGUCGACCGUAAGUUUCUGAUGGAGGUAUUGGUGAACCAGUACAAGAUGCGGAAGAGCUUGGAAGAGCGGGUUAUGGAUAUGCCAGUCAUGCCGACGGAGAAAUCCUUGUUCGAUCAUGAUAUUGUGCAGGACGAGAUGCGCAGUGUUUCUCUUCCGCGCCUUGGACUACAAUAUCUUACUAUCAAAGAUUUCUUAUGGCGGUGCUUCCGGCUUUCUCGCGCUGAGGGAAUGCUCGGUUUCCGCAAACACAUCGACGCCGCUGUUCGCCGACUGGAGCCAUAUGGUCACGGUGCUGAAGUGAAGUUCAACGGCUCAUCGAAAUGGGCAACUCCCAUUGCUAAGCCCGCGAUUCUUGAGGUAGUCCCUCCGGCUGUUGGCGAAGAUGCGCCGUCCUCUGUCAAGGCUGAGAUCCGUAUCGAUCUUGGGCGGAUGUCGGACGCCGCUCGUGAUGGCUGGGAAUCAUUGCAGGUAGGAGGCCUGGUCUUUCUUCUCGUUGUAAAGAGCGGCCGGAAAGGCCGAGAUCCUUCUGUGCAGUAUGUGCGAACUGCGGAGGUGAUGGAAAUCACCGACCAACAGGGCCGACCCAUCCGUGAAUCUGGCGUUCAAAAACCUUCGAUCCGCUUGCUUCUAGAUACGAAACAGUUCAAACAUGAUCACGACGAUGGUGAUGAGGCUGUGUACGAUGCAAUCAAUGUUGUUGUUCGUGGAAAAACAUCCUCGAGCACCUUCAAGCCAGUACUGGAGAAUAUCAAGGCUCUGAUACAAGGGGAGGACCCCAUUCCGGACUGGCUUGCGAAUGUGUUCCUUGGCUACGGUGACCCGAACAGCGCUCACUACAGAAAUCUUGACGGGCGACCAGAAGCAUUGAACGUUCAUGACACUUUCCUAGACUGGAAUCACAUCGUGGAGUCAUUCCAGGGCAAGAAGGUUAUACCUGCUGCGGGUACAGAAGAGGGAGCUUCAAGACCGUACAUCAUUCGUGAGAAGCUUCCGUCUCCAGCUGUUACGAAGACUUCUAAGAAGCGUUCCCGUGCUGAAGCUGAAGGACAGGCGGAGGCAACUGAGGCAACCAUUGAGGUUGAGUCGUACAAACUGGAGAGUCGCGGUCCCUUUCCUACCGAGCAGCGUCGUUUCAACAGCAGACAACACUCGCCAGCUCAAGUCGAAGCGAUCACCUCGGGUACGAAUCCGGGCCUGACGGUUGUCAGCUGCCCACCCGGCACAGGUGAUGCUCAUGUCGCAGCGCAAGUUGCCAGCAACAUCUAUCAGGCUUUCCCUCAAGAACGCACGGUGAUAGUCGCCAAGAACAAGGGGGUGCUUAACCGUAUCUUUGAGAACCUGGCUGCCCUGGAUAUCGCCAACCGCCAUCUGCUCCGAUUUGACAGUGACGAUGCGGAUGUGGCGCCAGGCAAGGUUGGGCGGGUGGAGUACCUCGCCGAAAGACGGAUGCAGUUGCUUUCAGAAGUUCAACGUCUUGCGUACGCAAUGAACGCUCCGGGAGCGCACGGAAAUUCCUGCGAAACAGCCAGUUACUUUGCCGAUGUUUACGUCAAACCCGCUUGGCGAAAAUUCAAGAACCAGAUUUCGGCCGCCAGUGAUGCAGCAGCCGUAUCAGCAGCGUUUCCCUUCCAUGCAUUCUUCGCAUAUGCUCCUCAGCCGUUGUUCUCUGAUGCGUCCAUUAAGGAGAAUAUUUCGGUCGCUGAGGAUUGCUACAAGCACAUGCAGAACCUCUUCGAAGAGCUUGGAGGCCUUAGGCCACUUGAACUUUUGAAGAGGCGGAAGGACAAAUUGGAUUACCUUUUGACCAAGGAAGCCCGCAUCAUAGCUCUGACUUCAGAGCAGGCUAUUACCAAAUGCAAGGAGUUCAUUGAAAUGGGCUUCCGUUAUGACAGUGUCAUCAUCCCAGACUGUGCCUACAUGUCAGAACUGGAAGCGUUUAGUACGCUCGCCCUGCAGUCUCAGAGCAACGGUGUCAAUCAAAUUAAGAGAUUGAUCUUGCUCGGAGACGACAAACGUGCCGUGUCUGUCGUGCAAGAUCUUCCUACCCAGGUGAACUUCAACCAAAGUCUCUUCAGCCGCCUGAUGAGACUUGGUGUUCCCGUGGUACACCUGGACAAGCAGAGUCGUACAAGGUUCCCAGAAUUGUUUUCUUGGAGAUACCAUGGCAUUGAGGACAGUUCGACCAUCAAAGAAUCACCCGAAUUUUCUACAGCAAAUGCCGGUUUCCGCUACGACUAUCAGCUUGUCCAUGUUGCAGACUACAAGGAAGAAGGCGAGGUCGAAUCAACUCCCGGCUCCUUCCAAAACCUUGGAGAAGCCGAAUAUGCAGUCGCUAUCUUCCAAUAUAUGCGUCUGCUUGGAUACCCAGCGCAGAAGAUCACCAUCUUGUCUGCGUAUACCGGGCAGCAGGCACUUAUCAACGGCGUCCUCGAUCAGCGUUGCACUAGGAAUCCACUAUACGGUGUACCCGCUAGAGUAGCAACGAUUGAUGAACUCCACGGAGAACACAACGACUAUGUCAUCUUCUCUUCCGUGCGCACCAAGGAAGUCGACAUGCUUCGCGAUGCUCGCCGUAUGACUGCAGUAAUGUCAUCCGCAAGGCUGGGCCUGUAUGUACUGGGUCGUCAGGAACUCUUCCAGUUAUGCCGUGAUAUCAAGCCCACGACUGAUCUGCUGCUGGCGCGGCCAACUAAGCUCCAGCUUGUUACUGGAGAGAUGUACCCUACGAAGCGCGAGGUCGGUGCUGAGGCAAGCGCAGUGGAGAUGGAGGGUGUGGAGCAUCUGGGAGCAUUUGUGUACGAAAUGAGCAAGAAGGUAGUUGAGCAGUUAAAGGCCGAGCGCAUGGCGUAG
Molecule: messenger RNA, 3990 nt
Organism: Saitoella complicata NRRL Y-17804
Lineage: Eukaryota; Fungi; Ascomycota; Saitoellomycetes; Saitoellales; Saitoellaceae
Exons: 1
Coding region: 1-3990 (1329 amino acids)
Biological process (GO): mRNA splicing, via spliceosome
Cellular component (GO): catalytic step 2 spliceosome
Molecular function (GO): mRNA binding
Source: RefSeq, a predicted model, not a curated record